Messenger RNA from Knipowitschia caucasica, 996 nucleotides. The record is from the annotation of a GenBank genome assembly. NCBI's taxonomy places the organism in Eukaryota, Metazoa, Chordata, Actinopteri, Gobiiformes, Gobiidae.
AUGACAUGGGUCCACAGAGGUGAGCUUGCUCGCUCCCAGUCAGCUUGCUCUCUGCGGCUCCCGCAGUCCCCAUCGCUCCCACAGGCUCUCUGUCGGCUCCCGCAGGAUCCCCAUCGGCUCCCACAGGCUCUCUGUCGGCUCCCGCAGGAUCCCCAUCGGCUCCCGCAGGAUCCCCAUCGGCUCCCACAGGCUCUCUGUCGGCUCCCGCAGGAUCCCCAUCGGCUCCCGCAGGAUCCCCGUCGGCUCCCGCAGGAUCCCCGUUGGCUCAAGCAGGCUCCCAGUCGGCUUUUGCAAGCUCCCAGUCGGCUCAAGCAGGCUCCCAGUCGGUUCAAGCAGGCUCCCAGUCGGCUCCUGCAGGCUCCCCGUCGGCUCAAGCAGGCUCCCAGUCGGCUCAAACAGGCUCCCAGUCGGUUCAAGCAGGCUCCCAGUCGGCUCUUGCAGGCUCCCAGUCGGCUCAAGCAGGCUCCCAGUCGGUUCAAGGAGGCUCCCAGUCGGUUCAAGCAGGCUCCCAGUCGGCUCUUGCAGGCUCCCCGUCGGCUCUUGCAGGCUCCCCGUCGGCUCUUGCAGGCUCCCCGUCGGCUCUUGCAGGCUCCCUUGGCUCUGGCCGAACACAGACACAGACCAGGAAUGGCCAAGUGGGGCGAAGGAGACCCGCGCUGGAUCGUGGAGGAGCGGGCGGACGCGACUAACGUCAACAACUGGCACUGGACUGAGCGGGAUGCCACUCCCUGGUCCUCAGAGAAGUUAAAGUCUCUCCUUGUGGGUGUCACUGUGGAGGGUGAAGAUGGGACGUGUGAAAUCACAGAAGUUACUAAAUGUGACGGCGAAGCUUCCAUCAACAACCGCAAAGGGAAACUCAUCUUCUUCUACGAGUGGAGCCUGAAGGCCUCGUGGACCGACAUUCUGUGGAAGGAAGGGCUGAAGGGAGUGGCUGGGGCCUCUUUCACGGCGGGAGUUGGGAACUGUGGGAGUGGUGACUGGGAGUGUUUAUCGUGA